UUCUCCAUACGUAAUUUAAUUUGGUGUUUUAUCUAAUUUUUUAAGAAAUAAAUAAAACAUUGAAAAAUAUUUUACAAGAUAAAAAUAUAACAGAUAAAAUUUGUAAAUAUGACACUUUUUGAAAAAAUAAUUUUUCCCGAUAAUCCGCCAAGCGAUUUUUUUCGAGAUGAUAGAAAACUGGUUGUUGUCGGAAUAAUUGGUAAGUCUUCAUAUAGGCUCUUUAAUAAAAUGGCAGUUUUAAAUAUACUUAAUGUGUACCCUACGUUACUUAACGAGGAUGGCGAAGAGGGUCGUAUAACAUUUUAUUCAAAGAAAUCAGAAAACAUAUUAUAUGUUCAUUUUGAAACUACUUAUGAUAAUUAUUGCAUGCAAAAAGACUUAGAAAAAUUCCUUCAGUCAGACAACAGCACUGAGAAUCCGUUUAUGUUAUUUAAUAACCAUGUUCGAAAUCGUUUUGCAAGGAUGUUCUUAUUUGCUACUGAAAUUUGUCACAUAAUCGUUUUUCUUGAAACAAGUAUUACUUUUGACGCUUCUUUAUUACAAAUUUUUAAAUGCUUGAAAAUCAUUAGAGAGAAACAUGUUUUGAAAUUUUUACCAAAAUUUGUUAAAAAUUCAACUGCUGGGUCAUUUUUAGGUAAAGAUGCCAGAUUAUGUUCUCCGAGAGUUUUAUUCUUUUUUGAAAACUAUCCGGAUGGUUAUGAUGAUCAAGAUGCAGAUGCUAUUUCAAAACUGGAAUUUGAAGUUGAAAAUAAUAUAUAUAAGAUGUUAAGGAAUGAAUUCAUAAUAACAAAUAACAGUUCAGCUUCACUAUUUUCCGUUCCCCUGAACAAUCGGUUUGUUUAUUAUAACACCGACAAAAGUGUUCAUGAAGAUCCUUUAAUGAAAUCAAUCAAUUAUUUGAAUGAAUUAAUAAACAAAUCUAAUAGUAGUGUUAAAAGCGAGCUGAUUGAUGAUUUAGAUGAGUUAAGACCGUACGAGGGAUUUGGAAAACCACUAAAACAUUAUACGCACAGGUUGACAGACUCUUUGGGCAAAGAAAAGAAAAGAACCUUUUUAAGUUUACUAGAUUACCAUGUCGAUGAGGCUCACAAAGUUGGUUUUGACGAUAAUAUGGUUAAAUACAAAACUAAAAAUCAUUUUGUAAUCCCAACAUUGAAAGCUUGGUAUGAUACCUUCAAAUUACUCCAUAAAAUUUUUAUAGAAAAUCCAGAUAAUCCGAAAUUUGAAGCUAAUGAUCCUGAUUAUAAAUCAUAUUUGGAAAAUUUUUAUAAAAUAAUGGAUAUUGACGAAGAAUUUUUCGCAAAAUGCUGUGACACAGGAUUGAAGAAAGCUAUUGCUCUUUAUAAUGAUCCGAUGCUAACGCACUACAGCAGCGGUUUUCACAAAAGUUUAGUUGAAGAAUCCAUGAAAACUUACCUCAAAUAUGCUAGAGGUCCUCAUACAUCUAUAAAUGAAAAGAAACUCAAAGAAAAAUGUGAUCAAAUAUGGAAGAAUGGAAAACAACAGUGCGAAUUCCCUAGUUUACGAGGAAAUCCUUGUAUUAAACCAAAGCAUAAUGCAAAUGACAUAUUAGAUCAUUCUAGUGGAAUUGUUUUUGUAUCAACAUGCAAUUGUGGUAGAACUCAAGGGCAUCGUGAAGAUCCAUAUACAAUUCGUCAAGCAAAUUAUGAAUUUUAUCAAAUCUUAGCAAAUAAUUGCUCUUCUUGCUCAAAGGUUGAAAAAAUCCAGUUUGCUGUUUUCGAACCAUCAAUAAAUGAUUUUAAACCAGCGGAAAUAGAAAAAUAUUUUCCAAAACUUCAUGCAUCAGAAGCACCGAAAGAUGAAAUGAAUAAUAAAAAUUCUGAAAAUUCUGAAAAUUCUGCUCCACUAACUGCAUCCCAAAGAUCACAUACAAAUUUAAGUUUAGAGUCUAUGGAUGACUUAAACAAGAUAAAUUGUUAUAGUUCUGAUGAAUCCGUCAAUGAAUUAGUUAUCAAAGUGGGGGAACAGCCAGAAGAAAACGAAAAUAAAGUUAUUAGACAAGCUUCAACUACAGAAUAUCUUCCAGGAAUGAUUCAUACGGAGAGUCCAAUUGGUGUACUGCCCCAAUAUCCAAGUUGGUCAUUGGUAUGUUUAGGUUUGAGUUCAGUUUACAGCCACAAUACAGGUUUGUUGGAGCAUUUUCAAAGUGGAUUUUUAUCUGGCACUAAUUAUUUAUUGCCUUGGGAUGUACAUGUUCGAAUCGAGCAUUCGGCUUCAUGGGCAGCGGCUUGCGAAAAAACCCGAUAUAGAAAAAAAGGUGAAGUAAUAAUUUUAAAAAUUUUCGUAGGUUGUGAAUAUGAAUGUCCCAGAGGCCACAGAUUUAUAAUGAGUUCACCGGACAAAGUCUUAAGAGGCGGAUCAGGAAUCGUUAGAGAUAGUGGAAGCAAAGUCGUCUUUAAUGAUAUGCCUUUAUACUUCCCCUGUCCAUGUAAAAAUAUGAAAACAAUGGUGGCCCAAUUGAUGCGCGUUCAUAUUGUUACGCCUAAAGCACCAGUAAACGUAAUUUUAGAGCCAAAAGUCAGAACGGGUGAUUACAUUUUUACCAUGGGCUUACCGAAUCCUCCAAAAUUGUCUCAAAGUGCGUAUUGGGUUUUAAGGUUACCGUAUAUUUAUCAAGGCGAUGAUGGUCCAAUAAUUCCUCCAAGCGAAGUUACUAGUUCAAAUACGUUGAUGUAUGGUUGCCUUUUAGCCGGAAUGUACGGUGUUAGUGAAACUGAAUCCGAAAAUUAGCGUCAUUUAAAUUUGCAGAUAUAAUAUGCCAACUUUUUAUAUAGAACAGUUUUAAAAAAUAAAAUUGGAAAGAAUAGCAAAGUGUCAAUAAUUCAAAAAAAUAUUAAAUGUAAAAUUUUGAAAUUGUUUAUUGAAACUGCGGAGAGUUGGAGAGUAUAUUACACAGAAUGUUCAAAUAAAAUAUGAGAGAAAAUUAUUUUAUUAUGUCUUCCUAUUUCUAUAUAACUUAAAGAAUAAUAAUGAAGAAAUAUAAAACAACUUAAA
Condylostylus longicornis is the source of this 3015-nucleotide messenger RNA. RefSeq names its product nonsense-mediated mRNA decay factor SMG8. NCBI's taxonomy places the organism in Eukaryota, Metazoa, Arthropoda, Insecta, Diptera, Dolichopodidae. The record is from RefSeq and is a predicted model, not a curated record. The coding region runs from base 109 to 2751 and encodes 880 amino acids. The transcript is spliced from 13 exons. Gene Ontology annotation, biological process: nuclear-transcribed mRNA catabolic process, nonsense-mediated decay.